Molecule: messenger RNA, 2142 nt
Organism: Octopus sinensis (East Asian common octopus)
Lineage: Eukaryota; Metazoa; Mollusca; Cephalopoda; Octopoda; Octopodidae
Exons: 6
Coding region: 206-1855 (549 amino acids)
Cellular component (GO): cytoplasm
Source: RefSeq, a predicted model, not a curated record
CUAUCUAUCUAUCUAUUUCUCUUCCAGGUCUCAGUGGGGAAGGAAGUCAUCAGCUAUCCGACUGACACUGACCGUCCGACCAGCUGACCAUCAGACCAACCAACUGGCCUGCCAGCCAGCUCAGCUCAGCUAACCCAUCCAAACCGACACAGACAGACGGUAGUGGUGAUUGCGUCAGAGGUCAAAUCUUCUGGUCACACCCCCAAUGGUUAUAUCAUGGCCAGAUGCAAUGGAAGAUAUAGAUUACAAGGAGAAGAACUUCAAGCUAGACCUGGUCAGUCUCUACCACCCCCUUUGGAUGACCGAGGGUCAUUACAUCUACCAUCUACUCAAAGAUGACAGUGGUCAUCUCUGUUGUCAAACUGACCAAAAUGGGGAACCCAUCUGCUCCCCCAGGUUCUUGACUCAGCUGAGCAUCAUGAAACUAGUGUGUGACCCAUCACGAAUGCGCAAAAUGAAGUGCGGCGACAUUCCUAGCGACGUCUUCCCUGGUUUGUUGACGGAAGCAAUUCUCCAGAAAGAACUGAUCUCCAUAGAAUUCCUCGUGUCGAACUGGCCUCAUACAGUGCUUGACCUGCAGUUGCUGAUGCCCCUCGAGGAUUACCUGCGACCUGGUUACCUGACCCAGGUGCUUGGCGAGGGCAAUGGUAACAUGUCCCUACUUGAUUGUAUAAUGAUGGGACUUCUCAACCUCAAAUCCACGUCACCUUUGAAGGAAGUAAACCUCCUUGGAUUCAAGAAUGACAGAAAACUGUGUCGGGAGUUGGCCAGGCUGCCAAUCCUGUGGAUGGAACCAAAACGGAGGAAAGUUCAAUACAUCCAUGGAAUCGUCAGUAAAACAAUUGAUAUAUCGCCAGAUCGUGUUCGUAGGUUUCUCAACAGAAUCUCCUCCAUCUACUCCAACAUGGAUCCUUACAUAAAACAUGGAAACAAAAUCGGUCCCAUCAAGAUAAGAACCAACUGCAAGGUCACAUUGGAUGAUGUCCCCAUAGGGCUUGCCCUUCAACAAGUCUCUCCAUUCCGUUUUGACUGCACCCGUGUUUGGAUGGAGUCGAUUGCUGAAAUCUACCUGCCCCUUCGAAACAUCCCACUUUUAAUCAACUCCAAGUGUAUAACCCAUCUGGAGGUAGAAGAACAAAACCUGUGUAACGAUGUCUUCAAAUUGACUGAUUUCCUGGAAGGUCUAUUAAUGCUGACCAACCUCGAUGUCCUCAGCCUGCCCAACACCAUCCACGUGAACAUCUACCCGGAAGCGCCGUACAUGUUGAAUCAAGUCCUGCGUUCGCUGACCCGACUUCGCAAACUGCACCUACCAUCCUGUAACCUACGUGAUUCCCUCCACACGAUGCUCAGCGGACUCACAAAACAGAAGACGGCAUUCGAAUGCCUCAACCUGCGCGACUGUCGCCUCUCUGAGACGGACAUGGUGUUCCUCGUGCACUGGGAACGGCUCAGCGAAUUGCGAGAACUGAACCUCAGUCGCAACAACCUCAAGACGGUUGCGUCAGCAUGCGUCACCCUCCUAGACCGCAUGCCAGAAAUAACGUGCUUCUCCAUUUCAUACUGCUGCCUUGGUGCACCGAUGAUAAUACGCAUUGCAGAGAAGUGCAGCGAAUGCCGUUUUCUCAAGGCGUUUGCAUCGCAGACUUUCACGCCGCUGCCUUUCAUCGACGUGCAGGACAUCUUGGAGAAGUGUGCCGGCAUAAAGCAGCUUCAGAUGUGCACGAUCGUGCCGGAAACAUAUGCAUUCCCUGGUGCCAAUGACACGCAGCGCACUGAGAACAGGCUGCACUUCAUCGAGUCGUGCCAGGUCUACUUGCGACGUCUCGGCCAACCGGAUGUCGAGGUUGAAUGAACUGACAACAGAUGCUACCCCCUUCCACCCAAUGCUCUCUAGCGCAUACACACACACACACACACAUACACACACAUGUAUCAACAUACACACACAUAUAUAAAUACCCACGCUCAUAUGCACGUGCACACACAAGCGUGUAUACGAGCCCAUAAAUAGAUGCAAACAGUUUAUACGUAUACAUAAAUACAUUGAUAUAUCACGUGACCGACCAGACCAUCAAAUGUUGUUACACAUCGCUGGUCACAAUGCGCUUUGCAUUGUUUUAGCCUUCGAACGACGCCACC